CAGAAAUAAUUUAUUUGAUUUUGGGAAUUUUAAAUUCUUUGGGUGGCUGCCAAGGCGUCUAACUUUUUUCAACCUUAAAGCCCAAAAUCCACGGCGGAUCGCUCCAACAUCCGGGACGUGGACGUCGCCCUUACUGUCCAUUCUUCAUCUUUUGGUCUUGUCAGUGCUCCGUUCCUCCCUGUGUCUCCUGAACCGAUCAAUUGUACUGUAGUCUGUGCAGCACAGCACGUGGUCCAUGGGGUGUAACGUCAUUUCGUUGAAUGUCCCUCCGCCAUCCGGAUUGCUCUUCCUCUUAUACUAUCCCAGCACUACUACUACUGCUACUACUACUGCUACUACUACUGCUUCCCACUUGCACUUGGAUCUGUCCUGCAUCCUCCCCUCCUAAUCUAUUCUCCGACUCGACCCUCUUUUCCGCCCAUUCCGAACUUAACUUCCCCCUCCCCCCUCCACCGCCACGUGCUUGACAGCGGUCCAUGGCAAAGUUGCCCCUGUUUAGAAAGGCUCCUGAACGGCCGCAGGUCGGGCGGAGUCGGUCGAAGGUGCUCUGGCACCGCAUCCUUCGGUCCUUCUGCUACCUCAUUGCCUGGAUCUUCCUCAUCCUGGUGGUCAUUGGCAGUGUCGCCAACAAGCCCGUGAUCCGGCAGACGUACUUCCUGGAGAUCAACCUGGCCAACAUCAUCCCGCUGUCCACCCCCAAUGCCAUGCUGAUCGAUACCAUUGCCCGUACCAUUGGGCUGCACGACUUCUACCAGGUCGGACUAUGGAACUACUGCGAGGGUUACUUGGAGCAGGGCAUCACUCAUUGCUCCAAGCCCAAGGUCCUAUACUGGUUCAAUCCCGUCGAGAUCAUCCUCAGUGAGCUGCUUUCCGGCGCAACCAUUGCCCUGCCCGCCAACAUCACCUCCGCUCUGAAAAUUGCCCGCAUAGCUUCUCACUGGAUGUUCGGCCUGUUCAUCACUGCCACCGUGCUAACCUUCAUCCUCAUCUUCCUCUCCCCACUCGCCGUCUCCUCGCGGCCUCCCCAGACCAUUUCCUCCGACCCGGCCGUCAACCAAGCGCACCCGCAACACCGUCGCCGCACCUUUGUGCUUCUUCGCUCAUUCCCCUUCCUCAUCCUCACUUUCCUGACCGCCCUCUUCACCGUCGUUGCCUCGGUCGUCGCCACAGUCAUGUUCAUCAUCUUCCGCAAUGUCUUCACCUCUGCCAGCGAAGACCUCAACAUCGACGCCUGGAUCGGCACUCGCAUGAUGGUCUUUAUGUGGAUCGCUUCCGGCUUCAACCUGAUCGCCUUCAUCCUCCAGCUCGGGUCUUGCUGUGCCUCGUGCUGCGGUGGCCGCAAGGCCCGCAAGCAACUCAAGCGGAACAGUGCCAACGGUACCAGCGUCAGCACCGGCACUAGCAGCUCGAUUUCCCCCGAACUGCGCGAGAAGGAACAUCCGCGUAGUCCCGCUACGACGGAGUGAGCUGUCUCGCCGUUACGGGUGCCGAUGAUCCCGUCGCUACCCUCCCAAACCCUUCAUGCAGGCUCUGAGUUUUCUCGCUCCAUCCCGGCGGGUUAUACACCAGGAGAGAAAUCCGCCUGUCUGCCCUUGAUACUAAAUAGAACAUAAACGGGUGAGCAUCGCAGGGCUCCCCAAAUAUAUACUGAUCUGGAUAUGUAUAUUGUACGUUGUUUUUUUUGUUUCGAGACUGGUUGGUUCUGUAUAGAUGCGGGCAAUAUAGACUGGAGGAUAUCCAACUUGGAUGGGUGUGACAGCGGGGGACUCGCAUGCCAUCCAGGUGGAUAGGUUACGAUCUUUACGACUCUGUUAUGAUAUUACGAGUGUGCGUAUCUUAGGGGGUUCGGUUCGGUACAAUGGCAGGAAAGCUUGUUUAGACUUUGAAAAAAUUCAUGUUGAUUGAUGGAUGGAUUACACAAUCCUCAACGCCCCACCAGGUCGUGAUUCGACCGAUAAAU
Molecule: messenger RNA, 1960 nt
Organism: Aspergillus sclerotioniger CBS 115572
Lineage: Eukaryota; Fungi; Ascomycota; Eurotiomycetes; Eurotiales; Aspergillaceae
Product: SUR7/PalI family protein
Exons: 2
Coding region: 477-1466 (329 amino acids)
Biological process (GO): fungal-type cell wall organization
Cellular component (GO): cell cortex of cell tip; plasma membrane
Source: RefSeq, a predicted model, not a curated record